Lolium perenne is the source of this 2365-nucleotide messenger RNA. Its product is annotated as WRKY transcription factor 42. The record is from RefSeq and is a predicted model, not a curated record. Gene Ontology annotation, molecular function: sequence-specific DNA binding; DNA-binding transcription factor activity. Gene Ontology annotation, biological process: regulation of DNA-templated transcription. Lineage: Eukaryota; Viridiplantae; Streptophyta; Magnoliopsida; Poales; Poaceae.
CUCUCGUAUCGGUCCGGUGCUGUUGCAUGCGAUGCGAGGUCUCCCCGGCCUGCGCGCGCGGCGAGUGUGGACUCGCUUCCCCCACACAGCCAGGGAGAGGGAGAGAGGAAAUCGUCGUCGUGGAUGCGCAGUGACUGGUCAGGUCAAUGGUCGCCAACACUGCGCGCGGCCUAGAAUGAUGGACUCGACCCGCACCCGCACCCGCACCGGAUCCGUCCGCCACGCGUCCCCCUCCGCCACCUUCUUAAGCGCCUCCGUCCACCCAUCCAUGGUCUCCCUCUCCCCUCCCUCUUCUCCACUUCCAUCAUCCCCGUCCCUCCUGUCAAUGGACCAGUCGUCGUCAUCCUUCGUCCUGGCGCCCGGCGUUCUCAAGCGCAAGAACAACGCGGACGAGCAGCAGCAGGAGCGCCGGGCGGCGGUGGGCGAGAUGGACUUCUUCGAGACCGAGAUGAGGAGGGAGAAGCGCGACAGGAAGGACGCCGCCGCCGCCGCCGCCGCCGCGGAGGACGAUCUCGGCAUCAUGAACAAAGGGGACCUCGGCAUCGACAUGGGGCUGCACGUCGGCGGGGGACGGCGCCGGAGGAACAGCGGCAGCGAGGAGUCCACCGUCGACGACGGCGUCUCCUCCAACGACGACGACCACCGCCGGGAGGCCAAGGCCGAGUUGGCAGCUACGAAAUCGGAGCUUGCGCGGCUGAACGAGGAGAACAAGCGGCUCAAGAACCAGCUCCUCAAUGCCAACAGCAAGUGCCACCAACUCCAAACGCAGAUCACGCUCAUGCAGCAGCCGCAGCAGCAGCGGAGCAGCCAUGGCCAUGGCCACAGGGAACCGGAGCAGCAGCAGCAGCAGCUGGAGCUGCUGCCGAGGCAGUUCAUCAGCCUCGGCUCCGCCGCGCACGACGCGCCCCACUCCGUCCGGGCCGGCGACUGCGCCGCGGCGCUGCCCGGCAGCAACCCCGUCCCGGACGCGGCCAUGGACUACAUGGGCAAGGGAGCCAUGGUCGUCGGCAGCGCCGGCAAGGCGGCGGAACUCAUGCCGCUGCCGCCGUUCGAGCAUGGCCACGGUGUUCACCACGAGAGGGGCGGCAGCCCGGAGACGAUGCAGAGCUGGCUACCGGGCAAGGUGCCCAAGUUCCUCCCCACUGCCAAGGUGCCCGAGGCGCCUCCGCCGGCACCCGAGGCCGCCGCCGCCGCUGCCACCAUGCGCAAGGCCCGCGUCUCCGUCCGCGCCCGCUCCGAAGCAGCCAUGAUCAGCGACGGGUGCCAGUGGCGGAAGUACGGGCAGAAGAUGGCCAAGGGCAACCCGUGCCCGCGCGCCUACUACCGGUGCACCAUGGCCGCCGGCUGCCCGGUGCGGAAGCAGGUGCAAAGGUGCGCCGAGGACCGGACGGUGCUCAUCACCACGUACGAGGGGAACCACAACCACCCGCUGCCGCCGGCCGCCAUGGCGAUGGCGUCCACCACGGCGGCCGCGGCCUCCAUGCUGCUGUCGGGGUCCAUGCCCAGCGCCGACGGCCUCAUUGCCGGCGGGUCCAACUUCCUCGCGCGCGCCGUGCUGCCCUGCUCCUCCAGCGUCGCCACCAUCUCGGCGUCGGCCCCGUUCCCGACCGUCACGCUCGACCUCACGCAGACGGGCGCGUCACCACCACGCCCGCCGGAGCCCGCGCAGCUCCAGGCAGCGCUGGCCGAGGCAGCGCGGCCCGUGUCGCUGCCGCAGCUGUUCGGGCAGAAGCUGUACGACCAGUCCAAGCUCUCCGCCGUGCAGGCCGUGGCCGGCACCCAGGAUGGCGGAGGCGCAAGGCUGGCUGAGACGGUGAACGCGGCCACGGCCGUGAUCGCGUCCGACCCCAACUUCACCGCCGUGCUCGCCGCCGCGCUCACGUCCUACAUCGGCAGCAGCAGCAGCAGCGGUGGCGGUGGCGCCGGCGGGAGCAGCGGCACGGUGCAGCCGCUCGUCAGCGGCGGCGGCGACAGCUGUAGUAGAGACGACACCACGGCAAGCUGAUCAAAAAGAUCUUGGUCGGUUGCUUACUCGCUUCAAAUUGAGUUUGUUUCGCUCGCUUCAGAUUUCGAUCGAGGUUUUUAGUCUUGGAAUUUUUCUUCAGGUUAGUUUUGCACCGCCGAUCUCCCCUCCGGUGGCUGCCGGGAUCGGAGGAGAUGAGAGAUUUUGAUUUAGUAUAUGCUUCUUUGAGUUCAGCUAUGCAGCAGCAGCAGCUAGGAGUAACAAAGUUUUCCAUUAGAUUGGUGAGAAAAAUGGUACGAGAUGGCUUUAGUUCAGACAUUCAAAACAAUGGACAUAUGUCACAUAAGUUACACAUGUUAUUCACUCAAGAUAGUCUUUAGUGAUGAUUAUCAGAAGAUGAAA